ACCUCCACCACCACCUCCACCUCAAUUCCCCAGCAAGCGGCAAUCCAAGUCCUGGAAAUCACUAUCAUAUCCGCCCAAGACCUUGCACCCAUCUCCAAAUCAAUGCGAACCUACGCAGUGGUAUGGGUUCACCAGGACCGCAAGUUAACCACGCGCGUUGACAACCACGGCCAUGCCAACCCUACCUGGAACGACAAGUUUGUGUUCUGUGUGGACGACGAGUUCCUGAGCUCCGACGCCUCAUCAGUCAUGGUCGAGAUUUACACUGCCUCCUGGUUCCGUCACAACCUCGUUGGAACCGUACGAGUUCUCAUAAACAAUCUCAUCCCUCCAUCUUCAAGAAAAAAAAACAAUUUCAUUAGCACCCGAUUUGUGGCGCUUCAGGUUCGUCGUGCUUCAGGUAAUCCACAAGGGAUUCUUAACAUGGGUGUUUCGCUUGUUGAUAACACCAUGCGAUGCAUUCCUAUGUAUUCAGAUCCUAGUCCCUCUGCCGCUGCCAAUGGAGAAGCAGAAGGAGCAACACAAGAAGAGAAAGAACGAUUAAAUGCAAAGAUACAACUUUGGCGCUCGCGGAGUGACAAAUCUGAAGACAAUAUCAACUCUGACGAUUUCCCUCCUUCUUCUAAAGAUGGUUCUCUAUGCAUUGGUUCGAUGAUAAAUGGGUCUGUAUACAACGGAUCAGCGGUGAACGGGAACGGAUCAGAGCUUUGCUCGGACGUGGGACCAUCAGCGUCAGUUGUAGCUGCAGCAAUUGCAAAGGGGUUGUAUCCAUCGCCAACAACAACAACAACAACAACAGAGGAAAAAAGGAUGAUUUCAAGAGGAGGAGGCGAAGUAGAGGAUGGAGAAAGCUCCUCCAUAUUAGAGGAUUUGACAAUUGAAGAGGCUAAGGCCAAAGGGUACAAAUCAAAGGUGGCAAGAUGGCGGACAGAGUUUCCAGGGACGGUGGACCAUUAUUCCAACAGGGACGACAGCAACCAUUCACGGCGGCACUCUGAUGGAGGCCUGUUUUCAUGCUUUGUGUACGGGAUUGAAUUCAGCAUCAAAUGUGGUGCUAAUAAUAAGAAUAAUAAUAACAACAACAAUAAUACAAACAAGAAGCCUAGUAGAGGUACUGGUGGUGGUAAGUCCAUGAAGCGAAGCCCUUCCCAUCAAAAUGUAAGCAUUUGCUGUAAAAACUCUUAAGCGAUUUCCGAAUUUAUUUAGAGAUCGAAAAAGGACUCUUUAUCUU
This is a messenger RNA of Camellia sinensis, 1231 nucleotides long. RefSeq lists its product as uncharacterized. NCBI's taxonomy places the organism in Eukaryota, Viridiplantae, Streptophyta, Magnoliopsida, Ericales, Theaceae. The record is from RefSeq and is a predicted model, not a curated record. Gene Ontology annotation, biological process: defense response.